Dendronephthya gigantea is the source of this 1690-nucleotide messenger RNA. Its product is annotated as synaptotagmin-4-like. The record is from RefSeq and is a predicted model, not a curated record. The transcript is spliced from 4 exons. Bases 267 to 1571 code for a protein of 434 amino acids. NCBI's taxonomy places the organism in Eukaryota, Metazoa, Cnidaria, Anthozoa, Malacalcyonacea, Nephtheidae. Gene Ontology annotation, molecular function: phosphatidylserine binding; clathrin binding; calcium-dependent phospholipid binding. Gene Ontology annotation, biological process: regulation of calcium ion-dependent exocytosis; calcium-ion regulated exocytosis; cellular response to calcium ion. Gene Ontology annotation, cellular component: axon; synapse.
UGUAAAUUAGUUUCUAAUUGGUCGAGUUCAAAUUUAAACAUGUUUACAUUCAAACGCCGGUUCCCGUCUUCGUUUCAAAAGACAUUAACAGCAGCAUUUGAAUUUGCAUCAUGAUUGCCUAAACAACUAUACGUAAAGUAUUCUGUACUCUGUGGUAUCCUGCUAUCCUUCGUCUUGCGUGGAGGAAUAUUUUAUAUUUCGAUCGUAGUAUUUAAAAGUGUCAAUGCGACGUUGCACCUGAGAUUUUAAAUUGUUCACAGCAACCGAUGGCAUUUUCUUAUCGAGGCGUGAACAUGGACGUUUAUGUUGCUAAAAUUAUCGCGAUUACUCUCUCAGUUCUCGUGGCUUUGGUGGUCCUAUUUAUGUUCGUCUACAGAUAUAUCAUCAGGAAAAGGUCCGAACAACAGUCAAAAAAAGUGAACAAGCCUAAGGGAAAGGAGAAAAUAUCCCGAUAUCGACCAGCUCCUUUACGGUUAGACGAAGUUCGUUACCAUCGAGUACCAUCCCAGUUCACUCCGUUGGUUAUCACACCAACCACCCCGAAUCAGUUCACUAUUCCACCAUCAAGACAAUACCUAGAAGAUGGUAGAUCAGGGUCGUUGGUCCUCCCACCAACCCCUGAUCAUACCAAGGGUAAUUUAUCACCCAGCACAAGGCCAGGGGGCCUGCUGGGUCCGCCAAAGCUCUUGCGAGCCUUGUCUGAAGGAUGCCAUCCCUCCGCCUUUAAAUCAGAUCAUGUUCCACCCCAUGGAAAAAUCGAGUGUUUCUUAAAACACGAAGAAGAAAGUAAUCGUCUAUUUGUCCAGAUACUGGGUAAAAAAGGUCAUUCCCUGAGUUGGAUGACAGGAAUCAGCAACCCAUACAUACGUGUCACGUUGAUUUCCAGUCGUGAAUGCGAAACAGCUCUUCGUUCUUGUUCCAAGAAUCUGAACCUUCCAUCUAACCCGAGUUGUAACCUGGAUUGCAUUGAAGACGUGAACUUGCGCGAUUGCCUAUUGAAGUUCGUGGUGCUUGAUUUUGAUCGUUUUUCGCGAAGCGAGUUCGUCGCUGAGGUGCUGGUUCCAUUGGGAGAUCUAGGUGACCUGCGUGAGGGGGUAACGAUAUGUAAAGAGCUGAUGUUACAACAGAAGGUUAUGCUUGCCCCGAGAGGAUCUCUCCUGAUCUCCCUGUGCAACCAGUCUAUGGCUCAACAACUUCAAGUGAUCAUCCUGAAGGCUGAUGGAAUACCGUCAAAGAGCAGCGUAUCUUUGGCGGGAUCUGAUCUGUGUGUUAAAACAACAUUAGAGACAUCGGAAGCGUGCUACAGACGGAAGACAAAAGCCUGUCGGAAAAACAAUAGCUAUAUCUUCAACGAGAAACUGGUGUUUGAAGUGGACAGCGAGGCACUCGCGAAUGCAACGCUGACGUUUGAGGUAUCACGUGGUGACUCGAAGCUACGAUACGAGACCAAAAUUGGUGUGAUAAAACUGGGACUGGACUCUAGUCAGGCGCUGGAAAUGCGUCACUGGGAUGAAAUGCUUUCGACGCCACAAAAACAGAUCGCAGAAUGGCAUCAACUGCGUCGAUUUUGACGACAUAAAUCAUAGCCGCACCCUAAGUAAAUUUCAAUCGCCCAGCUAUCCAUGAUUAUGAUAUUUUUUCGGUCAAAAAUACUUAGAAAGUAUUCGAAAUAAAUUUCCUAUAUCGCUGA